This is a messenger RNA of Ceratitis capitata (Mediterranean fruit fly), 461 nucleotides long. Its product is annotated as cuticle protein 16.5-like. The record is from RefSeq and is a predicted model, not a curated record. Lineage: Eukaryota; Metazoa; Arthropoda; Insecta; Diptera; Tephritidae. Bases 81 to 371 code for a protein of 96 amino acids. The transcript has 2 exons.
UAUAAAUUGCGGCCGACGACAAAGCAUACGGACAAAAGCAUUUUAAUACUCAAAGUGUUAACGUUAAACAAGCCAUCAAUAUGUUCAAAUUUUUUGCCAUCUGUUUAUUUGCCGUGUUCGCCGUAGUUGCUGCUAAACCAGGAAUUCUGGCCGCUGCACCAGCCGUGGUAGGUAGUGCCGCCUACGUAGCUCCCUAUGCCAGCAGCUAUAAUGCGCACAGCAUUGCACACUCCGCAGCGUACCCAGCAUAUGCGGCUGCGCCCAUCGCUGCUGCUCCUUAUGUUGCUUCACCUUACGUAGCUUCACCAUACGUAGCCUCACCAUACGUAGCUUCACCUUACGUAGCUUCAGCCCCUGUAUUGUUGAAGUAAAGUUUCGCAUUACUACAUUUGGAUUAAUCUGUGAUUUUAUUUCCGUUAAAAGUAUAAAUAAAUACGUAUGAAUGACAACGGAAAAUGUGA